This is a messenger RNA of Nymphaea colorata (pocket water lily), 4098 nucleotides long. Its product is annotated as myosin-binding protein 3-like. The coding region runs from base 539 to 3409 and encodes 956 amino acids. Gene Ontology annotation, molecular function: myosin binding. The record is from RefSeq and is a predicted model, not a curated record. Lineage: Eukaryota; Viridiplantae; Streptophyta; Magnoliopsida; Nymphaeales; Nymphaeaceae. The transcript has 4 exons.
GUCUUAUCGUCAUGAGCGGAUUGAAUCGAAGGAUGUGGACGCGUUUGAUCCAGUUUUGCUAUGCUCUUGGUUGUUUGUGUAAGUCAGUCGGCGGGGGGAAUCGGGGUCUGAGUUGCUGAAGGGGACAAUGGCAACUCAGUCUGGGGCAUGUGUCCCAUCGAUUCCCGACGUGACCGAGCUGCUCAUCUUGGACUUCGUGCGAACGCUGCUUCGAUUCCUUUGUCUGUUGUCUCCCGCGUUGCCUCCGCCUUUUGACGACCUUCCAACAUUUUCUUCUUCUGACUUCUUCGGUCCGUCCGUCCGCCGCCGCUCUCCCUUUAUUCCUCUCUUCCACCGACCUCCACCGCCCCCUCCCCCACUCCCCCUCCGCUCUCUCUCUCUCUCUUUCUAGUCACCAACAUAUUCCAGCCUCCUCCCCCUGCUAAUUUCUCUCUUCUCCUCUUUCUGAAAAAAUCAACGAGCCAACUCCAGCCUGCGCCUCUUUCUUUUUCUCUCUAUUCCCCUCUCCCUUUCUCUUGUAAAUACAAUACAAUCAUCAAUGGCGGCAGGGAACAAGUUCGCGACCAUGUUAAGCAGAAACACGUCAAGGAUGACGGUUGUUCUCGUCUAUGUGGCCCUUGAAUGGGUUUUGAUCGUCCUUCUCCUCCUCAACUCUCUUUUCUCUUACCUUAUUAGAAAGUUCGUCGCCUACUUCGGCCUAAAGCCGCCGUGCCCCUGGUGCUCCAGGAUCGACCAUUUGCUGGAGCCCUGCCGGGAGUUUGAGGGCCACCCCUUUAUUGAGUCGGUAUGCGAGGCCCAUGCGAAGGAGAUCUCCAGAUUGGGGUACUGCUUGAAGCAUCGGAGGCUGGUGGAGGCUUGCCGGACUUGCGAGGAUUGCUCGCUCGCUCGAGGGUGCCACCAGGGGAGCGUCAUUGCCUCCGUCUCUCUGGUCGCCCAGACUGAUGUUGGGGAUGAGGGGGAGGUAGCGAAGUGCUCUUGUUGUGGUGCUGGAUUGAAUGACGGCUUCUAUUCGAAGUACUUCUUGAAAAAGGGUCUGUUUAAGCCAUCGUGGGACGUUUUGUCUGAUGGCGACAAAGUGGCAUCUGUUAUUCGGGAAGAAGAAGAAGAAAUAGAAGAAGAGGAAAAAAAGAGAAAAGGAGCUGAUGAAGACGGUGAAGGUGAUAAAGACGAUGAUGCUGGUCAAGACGUGGUGGUGGAGGAGGAGAAGGAGGAAGAGCGGAGGAAGAUGGUGGUGGUAAUGGAGGAGGAGGAUGCGGAUAUUGUGGAAAAGGUGGUUGAUGAGCCAUUAGGGAAAGCGUCAAUUGGUAGCAUAGUGGACUCUGAUGGUGGUGAUUCUUCCUGUAACAUUACGGCCUUAAACUUGAUAGAUUCUUGUGAUUCUGAUCGCCGACGUUUGGCUCCUGUUGAGAUCAUCGAUUCCGUCACCCAGCCGUAUGUGUUAGGGGCUAAGGAGACGAGCGUCGGGCGAUCGGAUAAUGCUCGUCUGAAUCUGUUGGACAGCUUUGAUGAUCAUUUACAGAGAGAGUCUCUGGAGAACGAAUCAGUUGCUUAUUAUCACGGCUGCUCACCAGCUGUCGAAUUGCAGGGCUCUCUGGCAGAAGAUGGUUCACUGACGUGCUUCGAUCAGAAUAAUAGGCGAGAAACUGUUGACGAAAGAGACGAAUCAGAUGGCAUGGCUAUUGCCGGGCAAGCUGAAGACUCCGACAAAGUCUUACCCAUCCAUGAUCAGAUCACCGCAACAGCAAGCAAAGGCACUAUUCCGGUGGAAGAAAAAUCGACGAUCUCUCAGGAUGGAAUUGUCCAUGAGGAACCUGUUGUUCGUUGCAGUGAAUGCACUGAAGGCGCUUCGUCUACGUCCUCGUAUGAUGAUACCCAGAAGAGCCUCACUUCCAGUGCCUUGAACGUUGAGGAAGAGCAAGGACAAGGAGGGGUAAGGGAAUCUGCAGAUGAGGAAAUAGAUGGGUGCUUUGCUUUGGAAACAUCGUGCGUAACUGGGAAGAUGGAACAAAGGAUAAAACAGCUGUCCCUCGGUUCUGAAGUCAACGAGAUCGAUGAGGAAAGGGAGCCUGAAACACCAAACCACAUGGAUGUCUUCCAGAGUUUGCACAAAAGAUUGAUGAUGGAGAGGAAAGAAUCCGGAAUAGAAUCUGUGGAUAUUAGUGUCCUUAGCGAACCCGAAGGUAGUGAAAUGGUGGUAAUUGAACAACUGGAGGCGGCUCUGAAAGCAGAACGGGUGGCCUUUAGUGCCUUAUACGCGGAGUUGGAAGAAGAGAGAAGUGCUUCUGCUAUUGCUGCUAACCAGACAAUGGCUAUGAUAACUCGCUUACAAGAGGAAAAAGCUGCAAUGCAAAUGGAAGCACUUCAGUACCAAAGGAUGAUGGAGGAGCAGUCUGAGUAUGACCAAGAAGCACUGCAGCUUCUGAAUGAACUCAUGGUUAAAAGGGAGAAAGAAAAGCAAGAGCUUGAGAAGGAAUUGGAGUUGUAUCGGAAGAAAGUACUGCACUACGAGGCCAGGGAAAGAAGGAUGAGGAAGACGAAGGCUAAUGAAAAUGGCGUUGGGCAGAUCUUGAAUCAUCAAGUACAGAGGGUGUCGUCUGCAUCUUCUACUGGAGGGGAUAGUGAUGAACUUUCAGCGGAUUUUAACGACGAGGAUGAUGGUUCUGAUACUAUCUUCGAGAGCAACCAGAACACCCCUGGUGAAGCUGUUCACAAUUCAAGCAAUGAACAUGAAAACACCAAACUGACCACUCUUGAUGAGUCUCUUGCUGAUUUUGAGCAUGAAAGGCUUUCCAUUCUAGAGCAGCUAAAGGCUUUGGAAGAGAAACUUUUGACGUUGUCAGAUGAAGAAAGUGAAAGCACGAUGACAAUGAAUCAAGUUGUUGGUAUGCCCGGUGCUGUAGUUCCUGAAGAAUCCUUUGAACUGUUUGUCGGAAAUUCGAACCUAGAAGGAUCACAUUGUGUGGACACUGAUGGGAAGGAUGAAUUGUUUGGUGAAGAUGCAGAUUUGGUUGUGAAUGGUACUCCAGAUCACCUAACCAGCAAUUGUAAGCGUCCUGCUCACCGGACAUAUGAUGGUCCUAUGCCAAAACAACUGCUUCCACUAUUCGUUGCUGCAAGUUGCGAAAAUGGAAAUGAGGAAGAAGUAGAAGACGAGGAAGAAGAAGAGGCAAGCUAUAAUCACUCAGAUGUUCAUCUUUGCAAACAUGUCGCCAUUGAAGAGGAAGUGGAACAAGUUUACGAGAGGCUACAGGCUCUUGAAGCAGACGAGGAGUUCUUAAAGCACUGUGUCAACUCACUCAAGAAGGGAGAUAAGGGAAUGCAGCUCCUUCAGGAGAUACUACAGCACCUGCGUGACCUAAGGGCUGUUGAACAUAGAUCAAGAAAUCUUGGGGAUGCUACUCCUUUAUAAAUCUUUGAAUUGGUUGAUGAAACUCCCAGAAGUAUGAAGUAAUUGUCAAUAGCAAAUGGAAUUGGAAGAAUGGAAAGAAAAAAGAUAGUAGGGCUCAGAGUUGAAGGGGAAAUUUUGUUGAUAAUGCCUAAAGGAGGUCAUGUUUCGUUGCUCCUCUUAGUGUCAGUUGUAUCUAUUUGUCAUCAGUUUUUUCUUUUUCCUCUUUUUUUUUUUCCUUCUUUUAACAUUUUAUUGGAGCCCAUAGUUUUUUUGUUGGGUUUUCUAUUGAUGACCCACCCACCUUUCAGGGUGAAAGGUGAGCAAAGAGAGACAUGAGAGGGUUGGUUUGGCCGUCCGCUCUCCGUCUAGCUAGGUGGAAUCCUGGGUUUAAGAGCUGGAACCCUACCAAAGAUUCCAGUUCCAGGUUAUACAACCAGACCCUAUAGGUAGGCCUUUCGUUUUGUUUCCUUUAUAGCAUAGUGUUUGAUGAGUGUAAAAAGAGGAGAGAGGGUAUUUCCUCUUGGGUCUUAGUUCUUUUCUUUUAGUAUUGUUUUUCUUUUUUCAUGAGUUGGCUCCUUGGUUGUGUGUAGAAAUUACUGUCCUUGAUGAAAGCCAAAUAUAUGUGUAUGGCUGCAUCAGCCUGGGGGCACCAUUCUGUAAAAAGUUGUAUUCAUUUUUUUUUGUGUAAUAGUGUGUUCUUUGUGUGGCUA